GAAAAAUGGUGGAGACUGUGAGCUCAAUCAGUUGUUCGAUCUGUUUAGGUCUACUGAAUGAUCCAGUGACUAUUCCCUGUGGACAUAGCUACUGUAUGGGCUGUAUUAAGGGCUGUUUUGAUCAGGAAGAUGACAAGGGUAUCUACAGCUGCCCCCAGUGCAGACAAACCUUCAUACCAAGACCUGUUCUAAACAGGAACACCAUCCUUGCUGAAUUGGUGGAGAAUCUGAAGAAGAUAAGACUCCAAGCUGCUCCUCCUGAUCAUUAUUAUGCUGCAUCUGGAGAUGUGGAGUGUGAUUCCUGCACUGGGAGAAAACUCAAAGCUGUCAAAUCUUGUCAGGUGUGUCUGGCCUCUUUCUGUGAGACUCACCUCCAGCCUCACUAUGAAUCUCCUGCCUUUAAAAAGCACAAGUUGGUCCAAGCCUCCACACAACUACAGAAGAAGAUCUGUUCGCAUCAUGACAAACUACUGGAGGUUUACUGUCGUACUGAUCAGCAGUGUAUCUGUUAUCUUUGUACAAUGGAUGAACAUAAAGGACAUGAUACAGUCUCAGCUGCAUCAGAAAGGGCUGAGAAACAAAGACAGUUUGGGGAGAAAUAUUUGGAAUCCCAGAAGAGAAUUGGGGAGAGAGAGAAGAAGAUUCAGGAGUUGAGACAGACUGUGGACACUCUGAAGCACUCUGCACAGGCAGCAGUGGAGGACAGUGAGAGGAUCUUUACUGAGCUGAUCUGCUACAUUGAGAAAAGACACUCUGAGUUGAAGGAGCUGAUCAGAGCUCAGGAGAAGACUGAAGUGAGUCGGGCUGAAGCCCGCAGGAGGUUGCUGAGCUGAGGAGGAGAGAUGUUGAGUUGAAGCAGCUCUCACACACAGAGGAUCACAUCCAUUUCCUCCAGGGUUUCCAGUCUCUCUGUGUCUCUCCUGGAUCUCAGGUCUUACCCAGCAUCACUGUCUAUCCACUCUUCUCCUUUGAGCAUGUAAAGAAAUCAGCCUCUGAAC
Esox lucius (northern pike) is the source of this 998-nucleotide messenger RNA. Its product is annotated as E3 ubiquitin/ISG15 ligase TRIM25-like. Gene Ontology annotation, molecular function: zinc ion binding. Lineage: Eukaryota; Metazoa; Chordata; Actinopteri; Esociformes; Esocidae. The transcript has 4 exons. The record is from RefSeq and is a predicted model, not a curated record. Bases 6 to 833 code for a protein of 275 amino acids.